Messenger RNA from Sinocyclocheilus anshuiensis, 2098 nucleotides. RefSeq names its product amidohydrolase domain containing 2 (gene amdhd2). The coding region runs from base 133 to 1347 and encodes 404 amino acids. The record is from RefSeq and is a predicted model, not a curated record. Gene Ontology annotation, biological process: N-acetylglucosamine catabolic process. The transcript is spliced from 12 exons. Lineage: Eukaryota; Metazoa; Chordata; Actinopteri; Cypriniformes; Cyprinidae. Gene Ontology annotation, molecular function: N-acetylglucosamine-6-phosphate deacetylase activity.
CCUCAUCAGCUGACAGCGCGCGUGACGCACUGUACUGACUUCCUAGCGAACAACGCAAGCGAGCGGAGCAUCAGAGUAAAAGUAUGAGAAUUAACGGGUGUUUUUAAGUUUCGGGGUGGGAUUUCGGGAGAGAUGCCGUCUAAUAAGAGUGUCUCAGAUGCCCCGAUCACACAGUUUGUGAACUGCAGGAUACUGAAGGAUCACAAGCUGCAAUGGGAAGACCUGUGGGUUCGUGAGGGCAAGAUUUUGAACCCGGAGAAGCUGUUCUUCGAUGAGGAGGGUUUUGCGGAUCACAAAGUUGACUGCGAGGAUAAAAUCAUUGCACCUGGAUUCAUAGAUGUACAGAUAAAUGGUGGAUAUGGCAUCGACUUCUCCCAGGCCAGCAGUGACAUCAGAGGAGGCGUGGCUCUGCUGGCCAAAAAGAUUCUAGAACACGGUGUCACUUCCUUCUGCCCGACCCUUGUCACGUCUCCACCAGACAUAUACCAUAAGGUCAUUCCUGAGCUCAAAGUUCAGGAUGGAGGACCUGAAGGGGCAGGAGUUUUAGGUAUUCAUCUGGAGGGGCCGUUCAUCAGUGAAGAGAAGAGAGGCGCUCACCCUCCGAAGUUCCUCCGCACUUUUAAAGCAGGUGGCGUGGCCGACCUGAUGGAGACUUAUGGGCACCUGGACAAUGUCGCCAUGGUAACCCUCGCACCAGAACUAGCCAAUAGCGCGGCAGCAAUCCGUGAACUGUCAGGAAGAGGCAUAGCGGUGUCACUUGGUCACUCUAUGGCUGAUCUCUCUCAGGCUGAAGAGGCUGUGCAGCAUGGAGCCACGUUCAUUACACACUUAUUUAAUGCCAUGUUGCCUUUUCAUCAUCGAGACCCAGGCAUUGUGGGAUUGCUCACAAGUGAUCGUGUUCCACCAGGUCGGACGGUUUACUAUGGUAUGAUCGCAGAUGGGAUACACACACACCCUGCAGCGCUGCGCAUCGCACACAGAGCUCAUCCCGCAGGGUUGGUGUUGGUCACUGAUGCUGUGACGGCGAUGGGUCUUCCUCCCGGUCGACACACACUCGGACAGCAGCAGAUAGACAUCCAGGGGCUUCACGCUUACGUCGCAGGCACUACAACUUUGAGUGGCAGUAUUGCGACCAUGGACAUGUGUGUGAGACACUUCAGAGAGGCAUCAGGUUGUACAGUAGAAGCUGCAUUAGAAGCUGCAUCGCUGCAUCCUGCUCAGCUGCUGGGCAUCAGUCACAGGAAGGGAACGCUGGAGUACGGCACUGAUGCAGAUUUUGUAGUGCUUGAUGACACACUGACACUCAGGGAAACCUACAUUGCUGGACAGCAGGUCUGGAGGAAGUGACAUCAUCUGGAGGACUGUCUUCUGCUGGGAUCCUUAAGAGUUUUUUUGGUUAGAAUUUCUCUCUCUUUGGACUUGGAUCACCAAAAAGACGCAUUACUGUAAAAACAUAUGUGCUAUUCUCAUUAAAUUGAAUUCUAUUGAUUAAUUCCCGAAUAUAAAAAACUACUCCAUAUAUACAAAUACUAUUAUGACACUCUUUAUGCUCAUGUACUGUAGCAGAAUGUAUCUUGGGGUGUUUAAAAAGAGCCAGAAUCAUUUUGAUCACAUACUGUGUGUGUAUGGAUUUCUAACACAAAUCUAACUUGUUCAAAUGUGAAACACAAAAGUAAAAAAAUCUCAAGGGUCCAGUUAUUUCAGUAAUAACCUACAUAAUUCAAUGCCCCCAAUCUAAUGUGAAACUGGACAGUUUAACCAACUGAUUUCAAUGUUUCUAUUCUAUUUUUUUUUAUUUGUUCACAUUUUUAAGGUUUUAUCAUUUUUUCAGGAUAAUAAAAAUGUUUCUUUAUUGAUAAAAAUGUAUUUUUGUGAGUCUGAAUGAGGAAGACGCACAUAUAAUGGAUGUAUUAAUGAUAUCCAACUUACUUGAAUUGAUUAUCUGUUUAAUUAAAUGCAUCUUUAAAAUUCAACAUUCAAAACCCCAACAAUAAAACCUAACAAAGCAUUCAAUUCAUAUGUUUCGACAACACAACUUUAUUAAACAAUAACCUCAAUCUCGCAAUAAAAGCAGCUUCUAUUAAAAAACAUUGCUCAA